GUGCAAUAGCAUCAUCAGCAGUCAAAUUAAAACUGCAGGAGUUUGUUCUGACCAAGAAGCAUCGUGAAGCAGUCAGCAAGGACCUCAACAACUCACCACCACAGUUCAGAUCCCACUGGGUACCCAGUCAGGGAUCACUGGACCAGGGAUCCCCACCGCUCAACCUGUCUCCUCCUUACGCACAUCAUCUGAUGGCCAAAUAUGAAGAUGAUUUCCCACUUCGCAAGACAGCGUCCGAGUCGAAUAUUCUAAAGCUGCGGUCUGCUCUCAAGCAGAAAAAGGAAGUCCGGCGAGCCAUGAUUACCCACAGUCCUCUGGUGGGUCGCCGAGACAAGGGACCAAUGAGCCUGAAAAGAAAAACGCCCCUGUCAAUAGAUACUGGCGUCUGCAGUAGCAACCCAGACUCGGGCCCUAACUCUCCGCCAGGUGGCCCAUCUGUUACCAACGGCAGUUUAUCAUCCCUUCAUUCAAAAGAGGAAAACCUGGGCUAUGUUUUUAAUCCGUUCCAGCCCAGCCUGGCAUACCCAAGUGCAGAUCUUUUAUACACAUCCCCCUCCAUGCCCAACAUUUCGCUUGGUCGACCGCCAACAUCUGCGUCGGGGUCACCAGUCAGCACUGAAGAGGAGCUGAGAGUUGCUAUGUCUGCGAGACUUGGCAUUGCCUUACCUGGAACUGCACAUCUCAUGGCUGGAGCUCUGCCAGGAUAUUUCUCUGCCCUGCCUGUUCUAGAUGGAGAAUUUCCUCCUGGAACAGCUCCAGCAGCAUACCUGGUCUCCCAGAGUAAACUCUCACCAUCUUCAGUGACUGCGGCCACCUCACCUCUAGCUAGUCCAUUCAUUCCAGCAACAGUCGGGCCCACAGCUCCUCAUCCAGCUCACAGAUUACAUAGACACAGACCAUUAGGACGUACACACUCGGCCCCUCUCCCACUAGGAAUGUUCCAUCAACAACAGAAUCUUCUCAUGCAACAGCAGCAUGAACAGUACAUCAAAGAUCAGAAGCUCUAUGUCAAACAGCACAUCAGACAGACGGUGUUACAGCGGUCGGGGAGCAAGAGUCAUAUGGAGAAUGUAGAUGAGGAGACAGAAGUCAGGCUUGCACAGGAAAUGAAAGAAUGCAGAGAAGCGGAAAUUAUGGAUGGUAAGAUGGAAGAAGCACCUAUACAAGGCCCACUUGUAGCAUCUGCAGUUGCCGGGUCCCUGCAACCAGCAAGAGAUCGAGACAGCCAUACACUGUUGAGUGUCCACCGUGAUUCACAGAGAGUGCGGCAUAAAGGUCCCUCCCACCAUAGACCCCUAUCUCGUACUCAGUCCAGCCCGUUGGUGGCUUUCUCCGUACCUCCACAGUCAGCACAGGACUCUGGCCCUGUGACAUACACUUUUACUACCGGUCUGGCAUAUGACACUGCCAUGUUGAAACACAGAUGUACGUGCAAUGAUGAUCAGAAUCACCUGGAGCAUGCUGGCCGUAUCCAUAGUAUAUGGAGCCGUUUGACCGAGACAGGACUAGAGGAGAGGUGUGAGAGGGUUCGAAGCAGGAAGGCCACUAUUGAGGAACUGCAGAGCUGCCACACAGAAACAUACUCACUGAUCUUUGGAGGCAACCCAUACAAUAGGCAGAAGCUGUAUGAGAGUUCCAGUAAGAAGUUCUGCCUGCUGUACUGUGGUGGCGUAGGAGUCGACUCUGAUACUGUAUGGAAUGAAGUCUACACCGCCACAGCAGCAAGAACAGCUGCUGGUUGUGUGAUAGAACUGGCUUGUCGGGUCGCAGCUGGAGAUUUAAAGAAUGGCUUUGCUGUAGUACGACCUCCUGGCCAUCAUGCAGAACAAGACACACCGAUGGGAUUCUGUUACUUCAACUCUGUGGCCAUCGCAGCCAAGCAGUUAAAGGAGAAGCUUCAUCUACAGAGGGUACUCAUUGUUGACUGGGAUGUUCACCAUGGUAACGGAACACAGAAAAUGCUCUACGAUGACCCCAACAUCCUCUACAUAUCAAUCCAUCGCCAUGACAGCGGCAAUUUCUUCCCAGGCACAGGGGGCCCAGAGGAAUGUGGCGAGGGGGCAGGGCUGGGCUUCAACGUGAACAUUGCUUUUGGGGGCAGUUUGAACCCUGCCAUGGGUGAUGCUGAAUAUUUGGCUGCCUUCAGGACCUUACUGAUGCCCAUAGCUCGUGAAUUCAGCCCCGAGUGUGUCCUGGUCUCUGCUGGCUAUGAUGCAGCUAUGGGACAUGCUGCUGCUCUUGGGGGAUACCAGGUGUCAUCUGAGUGUUUUGGUCACAUGACCAGGGAGCUCAUGUCUCUGGCCAAUGGAAAAAUUGUUCUUGCCUUAGAAGGGGGCUAUGACAUCACCAGUAUCUGUGACUGUGUGGAGCUGUCGGUGCGAGCCCUGCUAGGGGAGGAUCUGCCACCGAUCAGAGAGCAGGAGUUGAACCGGCCCCCCUGUCAGCCAGCCAUUGACACCCUCAACGCAGCCAUACAAAUACAAGCGGAACACUGGCCCUGUGUGAAGAAGUACGCUGGAACCACACAUCACUCACUCCUGGAUUUCCAGAAAGUGGACAUGGAGGAGGCCGACACUAUCUCAGCCCUAGCUUCUCUGUCCAUGGUGGCGGGCAAACAAAGGACCCCCAUGGAACAGCAGUCAGAACCAAUGGAGGAAGGGACAUAA
Messenger RNA from Candidula unifasciata, 2666 nucleotides. NCBI's taxonomy places the organism in Eukaryota, Metazoa, Mollusca, Gastropoda, Stylommatophora, Geomitridae. The record is from the annotation of a GenBank genome assembly.